Messenger RNA from Nicrophorus vespilloides, 3227 nucleotides. It is a transcript of the gene Smg5, whose product is annotated as protein SMG5. The record is from RefSeq and is a predicted model, not a curated record. Lineage: Eukaryota; Metazoa; Arthropoda; Insecta; Coleoptera; Silphidae. Gene Ontology annotation, cellular component: telomerase holoenzyme complex. Bases 384 to 2951 code for a protein of 855 amino acids. Gene Ontology annotation, biological process: nuclear-transcribed mRNA catabolic process, nonsense-mediated decay. Gene Ontology annotation, molecular function: telomeric repeat DNA binding; telomerase RNA binding; protein binding. The transcript has 4 exons.
UCGCAAAUUUCUUCUCCUCGCUGGGAGAUAUAAAAACAAUCGAUAUUUCUGUUUAUCCUGGAUAAAAUCAAUUGUUUCGUGAGCGUGGAACAACUGAGAGUUGUUGAUUUGUGCGUCAAACAGGAAACUGCUUUGUAUAAAUCUCCGAGUGUGGCCUCCAUCCGAUAGAUGUAGAAACAAAUUUGUGAUAAUUCUAGAAUGUUACAAACGCACUGUAAUAAAUGCAAAUUGAUAAGAAAUUGUGAUGGUGUCUAAAUACAUCUUAAAAAUUGAAAAUGGUAUGACGAUGACCAGUGAGGGCAGUACGGAUUCCGUAUCGAAGAGUGUAGAUGAUAUUCUAUUGAAUUCUUGACCAGGGUAGAAACAGAAAAUGUGAAGUGGAAAUGAAGAAAAUUUAUAACCUAAAUAGUCACCAUAAGGAGGGACAAGAGCAGUCCAAAAAAAUUUAUAGAUCAAUAAGCGAUCAAGGCAAACGUUUAGAUGAUGCAAGAGCAUGUGCCAACAAAAUUCUUGAUCUUUUCAAGCCAUCAGUCCAGGUGCUGCGCAGCAAACUGCAAGAGUACUGUGAAAGAUUGAUAUUCAAAGAACCAUUAACAUUUGGUCUGAAAGCUGAAGAACACUUGUGGAGGAAGUGUUACUAUGAUGUGAUCUCGACAUCGAAGAUCCUCAGAAAUAAAGAUUACACAAUUGAAGAGAAAUCUAGUCUUAUAGCACACAUUAAUGCUGGUAUAGGACAUUACCAUCAUUUCAUCUCUAAGCUACAAACAGAAUACAAUGUACCUUUGGAAGGGAGUGUUGAUUUUUAUCUUAUUACAUCCAAAUCAGAUGCAAAUGAUAAAAUCCUCGAAUGGGCUUCCAUGUCCAUUCAUAGAUCAUUGAUAUAUUUGGGAGACUUGUGCAGAUACAAGCUUGAAAUAUACCCGAAUUGGGAUCCAAACCUAGCCAUAAGAUACUAUUCUCAGGCGCUUCACUUAAAUCCAGAUAAUGGAAUGCCACACAAUCAAAUUGGUACAUUGGCGUCUUCCCUUAAUCAACAUUUGGAUGCCAUAUAUCAUUACAUACAGUGUAUGAUGUGCAAAAAAUCGUUUGAGGGUACCGAAAACAACCUGCAUCGGCUAUUUGAAAAGAAUUCACAGUAUUUAGAACAAAUACCUAUUGAAAAUCCAGAAGCCGAUUGCAUAAUAGAAAUCGAGCCGAACGAACGCAUUAAACGCUUUGUAGCCAGAUUCCUUUUAUUAACUGACAUUUGGUUUUUUAAUAAAAAAAUCUCGCACAUUUACGACCUUUGUCACCAAACGAACGUUGAAUUACAGGAAUGUUUGUCUUAUUCAAAGCCAGUGCCCAGCGAGAGCAGCGGAUCACAAAACGGCGAUCAAACGGAUUCGGAUUCCGUGGUAACUCCAGCUUACUUAUCCGCCGACAUGAUAUUUAAAAUAGUCGUUAUUUGCCUUUUGUGCAUUACAAAGCUUCAAAAGGAGAAGGACUCGCAGCAUUUGUCCAGCAUCGUCGCAUUUACUUUGGCGGUGUAUUCCCAAUUAAUACAACAUACGUUGAAUCACAUCCAAGAAGGUGUUCUGAACAGUCAGAUACCGGAAAAGAAUCAGAAAAAGAAGGUUUUGCGAAGACGCAAGAAGUUUCUGCGCGACAGCGACGAAGAAUCCGAUGUAAGCGAUAUUGAGCUAUCCGAUUCUGAAAGUGAAGAUGAGAGCAUACCGGAAGUACUUGAAUCCAGCUCGGAGGAGGAAGAAGAGGAUCAAGUCAAUAACGAAGAAAUUAAUAAAGAGGAUGAUUUGCAAUCGCUUGCGGCGCUGCUGAAGAGGUCCAAACUUAUAGACGUGGACAUGAUGAUUGAUAUUGUAAAAGAUGAGAGUUACAUGCCGAGCAUUAAGGUUCUAUCCGACUGGUUGAUGAACGAUUUGGACGUAUUACAUUCAUGCGGAAAGAAUACGCGUUCGUUGUUCGGGCAAUUGUGCAACUUGCUCAAUUUUAUAAACAUCGACCAAAAGCGGAUCCAGUCUAAAUUGAAGUUGGAUUUCGGAAAGAAGGAGAACCUGAACAUUGCAUUGCCCGAAGAUUUGCUGCUGAAGGGCUGUAACAUUAAGAAUGCUCAGAGCGAGUUAAGAUACGGAAUCGUUUUGAGCAAAAACGAUGAAAUCUUCGUGAGAUCAAUGAAACUGAUCUGCUUCGGGGAAUAUUUGGCACGGCAUGUCGAAACCGGCGUUGGCUACGAUGCAAAGAGCAGAGAGUUCUCUGUUAUGAUUGGAUCGUCGGAGAACGAGCAGAUGGAUUCGCCGGCUAUUUUUGAUGAAAUGGAAAUGCCGGAUGCUGAUGCGAACAAUGCGCAGUGCAAACAGGAGAGAGAAACGAAGGGCCAAUUGAUGAAGAACAUGGGACAGCUAUGGUUGGCGGCAGAGGUGAAGGAUUUAGAGUUGCGAGUGAAGGGGAAAAUGUCGCUAUCUCCAUAUUUGGUCGUCGACGUGGAAGCCUUAAUCAAACACAUUUAUAUGGUUAAGCAGCUAGUCUACUCGAAAAAGUUCAUCGUGUUGGUGCCGUCUGCUGUGCUGUCCGCCCUUGAUGAUCAGAAAAAGGAGAAGCCGGAGGCGAGGGAAGCGAUCCGAUGGUUGGAGAAACAGUUCGGUCAGGGCAAUAGGUUUUUCCGGUCGCAGAGGCCGCAGGAGCAUCGUCCCAUUCCGUUCAUCAAAUAUCCCAAAAAGAAGGACAAGGAUGCCUUCAUUUACAUACAAAUUAUAGAGUGCUGCCAUUACUUGGUGGAGCAACAGAAGGGCGCCACCAAUUUAGUCACGCUCCUAAUGGGCGACGUAAACGCUUUGCAUAACACGGAAAACAGGGAGAUUAGCUACGUGGGAUUAGCCCAAUCGGCCGGCGUUAAUCUCGAGGUGAUCACCGAUUUUUACGGCAAAUGGAAGAAGGGUGGCAAAAACAAGAGGUGAACACAAAACGGGAGUCGUGGGAACGGAUUCCUGGUGGAUAUCUAUCUGUCACUCUUUUGGCACGGGAGUAGCUUACGAAAAUUGGAGUACGUCGACGGGGCGGAAAUAUAGUUCUUUUAGAUUAUUUUAUUAUGAUUUUUUUUACAGACAAUUAAUUUUCAGGGAUCAAAGCCAUAUUAAUUAUGUUUUAUUUUAUUAUUGAAAUCAGAAAAGAAAUGGUUGGAAAAGCAAUUCAAGCCUAUGCAUUUUGAUUAGUUUCGAUUUUAAGUUUUAUUU